UUUCUAACUAGAAUGUUACCAAGCCACGCCGGAUCGGCAUCAGCAGGACACGGGGCCGCUUCAGGCAGGGGUAACACGGGGUACGGGCCGGGGGUAGUUGGUAGCGGGAUUCGUCCUGUCUUGGUUAGAACAGGACAAAAUAUAGCUGCAAUCAGCGGAAGCUCCGGUGUAGUUGGGCGGCAGGGGGACGGGGUCGGGAUGUUGGGGGGAAACGGUCAAGGUGUCGUUCCAAGAGGCGGGGUACGACCAGGGAACGGCACGGGACUGACCACGCUGCAGACCUCAGGACAGGCAGCAAUGGGGGGUUUAAAUACGGGAAUUGGUAUUCACGGAGGCAGCCGGUUCAACACUGAGAAAGAUUGUGCGCCGAUGUGCAGCGGGUCAGAUGCUGACUCGGAGUCGGGGGAGGAUGACGACCCUAUGGGUUCAAUCGGGGACAGCCGGAGAGGUGUGAAGCGUGAGAGAGCGGAGAUGGAGGCUACUGUCAUGGGGCAUGAGCUAGGGGUACAGCCCGGGGGAUAUGGAGGGGUCCCCGGAGGAGUCGCCGGGGCAAAACCAGGAAAAAAAACACGUGGGCGCGUGAAGAUAAAAAUGGAAUUUAUUGACAACAAGUUGAGGCGAUACACAACGUUUAGCAAGAGGAAGACUGGGAUCAUGAAGAAGACACCUCUGCUGGAGGAAGGGUUCCCUGUUAUCUUCUCCUCCCCUCCCCCCUGUCUCCCCCAGACCCCCAUGUCCUCCCCCCAUCACCUGGCCGCCAGGAACUGUCUGGUGAGCAGCCAGCGGCAGGUGAAGGUGUCGGCGUUGGGCCUCAGCCGGGACGUGUACAGCAGUGAGUACUACCACUACCGGCAGGACUGGGUCCCGCUGCGCUGGCUCCCAGCAGAGUCUGUGGUUGAGGACGACUUCUCCACCAAGUCAGACGUGUGGGCCUUCGGGGUGCUGAUGUGGGAGGUGUUCAGCCUGGGGGAACUUCCCUACACCAAACUCAGCGAUGACGAGGUUCUGGAAGCUCUGCAGGCAGGGAGGUUGAAACUCACAGCCCCUGAGGGUUGUCCCUCCAGGGUCUACCAGCUCAUGCUACGCUGCUGGUCCAGCCUGAAGGAACGGCCCUGCUUCAGCGAGAUUGUCUCGGUGCUGGGAGAUCUGCCCUCCGACAGCAAGGUCUGA
Messenger RNA from Hypomesus transpacificus, 1170 nucleotides. RefSeq lists its product as uncharacterized. Lineage: Eukaryota; Metazoa; Chordata; Actinopteri; Osmeriformes; Osmeridae. The transcript has 5 exons. The record is from RefSeq and is a predicted model, not a curated record. Gene Ontology annotation, molecular function: ATP binding; transmembrane receptor protein tyrosine kinase activity; DNA binding. The coding region runs from base 13 to 1170 and encodes 385 amino acids. Gene Ontology annotation, biological process: multicellular organism development; cell surface receptor protein tyrosine kinase signaling pathway; positive regulation of kinase activity. Gene Ontology annotation, cellular component: signaling receptor complex.